AUAUUCGUGGGUUAUCACAGUUCAGCAAAUCGGUGAAAAAGCAAAAAGGCGAUCGAAGGUACGGGAAGCGUUAGUCUAUUUAGACUCCUCUAAGUGACAACAUGUCUACGGCCCUUGUCUCCGCGUUUUAUGACGUGAACGACGUGUUAUACAAGAAUAACAGAAAUCUCGGCUUGGCGUUUGAGCAAAGACCACGAAGUGAAAGGAAACCAUUGCCUAUAGGCCAGCCGCGAAGACACUCGACUUCUGUUUCAAGCUCUCGCUCCUCGCCGAACCUGAUCACGUUGACGGGUUCCCCAAACAAACGAGAACGCGCAUUGAGUUUGAGUGCCGAAGAGGAGCGCAGACGAACCAGUUCAAACUCCAGCCGGUACAAGACCGAACUUUGUCGCCCUUUCGAAGAGAACGGUACUUGUAAGUAUGGAGACAAGUGUCAAUUCGCUCACGGUGUUCACGAACUGCGCUCACUUAGUCGCCAUCCUAAAUACAAAACUGAAUUGUGCCGCACAUUUCACACGAUCGGGUUCUGCCCUUAUGGGCCGCGAUGUCACUUCAUUCACAAUGCAGAAGAACGAAGGGCUGCGCAAAUGAUGAAUGGUGCCCGAAUGUCUCCGCCAUCGCAACUCAUCGGUCCACCUUCGCCGCCACUCACAGAGCCAAGCUCGCCAUUACCGACUUCUUUAACUCCACCUUCUCCAUCUCAGCUCUCCUUCUACAACGAUGAUAGCCCAUUGGGAAGCCCUAUCAACAGCCCGUUAGCGAUUCCUUCUCCCGCUUCAAACAAUGUCUUUACCUUCCCAUCACAAGCUCAGGAUUUCUCGCCUGUUCUUUCGCCGACCAUGGCAAGCCCUCCAGGAGUGUUCUCGCCUGGGUUAGAGCUGAACGAAGACGAUGACUUGGACGAAGAUGAUGAAAAUCUUCCCCCGACGCCGCCAGACUCGUAUGAUUUGGCUAGCCGAAGGCGCUUGCCUGUGUUCAACAGAAUGUCCGUGCCGGAAUAAGGUUGUAAAAAUUGGCUUUUAGUAGUUUAACGUUUGUACACAAGAUUUGUAAUUUAACAUUUAAAGACUGAUCAAGUCAACAAAACGCUGGAGAAUCAGUUAUUAUUUUCACGUCAAAAUAGGGCACACAAGAAUAUACAUAUACAUAUAUUAUAUUAUAUAAUUAACCAUAUUUUUAUGAUCGGGACUAAAGCACAGAUUUAUAUGCAUCAAGCAGUUUCUAUAGGUCCUAUAGCUUAUUUAUCGAAGAAAACAGAAAGAAAAUUAUCGACGGAAUUGCUAGUGUUAAACACGAAAUUCCUAAGUGUAAGUUUUUCGUACACGUUUUAUAUUUGGUCAAUAAUUACCACUGUAUAUUGUAAAGCCUGUGAAUAAUGGAAGCUAAAAUUAUAUUGUCGACGUUUUUUUUUUCUUUUACCUCUUUCAAUUCCUAUCUAUUUAAUAUAUUAUUUAUUUAACUUAUAAUACCAAGCGAUAAGUUGCUAUUUUGUUACCGAAUUUUGAAUCAAAAUCCAUUAAUUUUGUUACAGUGAGGUAGAGAAAUGAGAGAAGUAAUUUCUUAAUAUAUAGCCUAUUUACAUGGUCGUAAUUUAAACGUAGAUAAUUUAUAAUCGACUUGCAUAUUUGGGAGUGUUAUGUGCACGUCUGAUUCAAAACCGAAGUUGUUUUUGAAAAUAGGAACGUCUUUUUGGAAAGCGAUUCAAUAAAUGUUCCUUUAAAUUUUGU
Messenger RNA from Pocillopora damicornis (cauliflower coral), 1727 nucleotides. Its product is annotated as mRNA decay activator protein ZFP36L1. Lineage: Eukaryota; Metazoa; Cnidaria; Anthozoa; Scleractinia; Pocilloporidae. The record is from RefSeq and is a predicted model, not a curated record. Gene Ontology annotation, molecular function: metal ion binding; mRNA binding.